This is a messenger RNA of Halteromyces radiatus, 1786 nucleotides long. Its product is annotated as glutamyl-tRNA synthetase. The transcript is spliced from 8 exons. NCBI's taxonomy places the organism in Eukaryota, Fungi, Mucoromycota, Mucoromycetes, Mucorales, Cunninghamellaceae. Gene Ontology annotation, molecular function: zinc ion binding; glutamate-tRNA ligase activity; ATP binding. The record is from RefSeq and is a predicted model, not a curated record. Gene Ontology annotation, biological process: glutamyl-tRNA aminoacylation. The coding region runs from base 106 to 1746 and encodes 546 amino acids.
AAACAAAAAAAAAAAAAAAAAAAAAAAGGUUUAAACCCAGGGGGGAUAGAUUGUUUUUGACAUUGCUACUGUUUUUAUAUUUUUCCUUUCUACUGCUUUGAUGGGAUGGUGUCUUUCAAUCUAUGCUAUCGUUUCAGUACCUUACCGUACCGGAGGUUUUAUCAAACUGUAGCAAAUACUAGUUUACCACCUGUCAGAGUCCGAUUUGCUCCAAGUCCCACAGGACAACUUCAUUUAGGUGGUCUAAGGACUGCUUUAUAUAAUUACUUACUAGCCAAACAAACAGGUGGUCAGUUCAUUCUGCGUAUUGAGGAUACUGAUCAGACAAGAUACGUUCCCGGUGCUGUUGAAAAACUUAUAUCUAGUCUUUCUUGGGCUGGGAUAUAUCCCGACGAAGGACCACCUUUGGAAGGAGGACCAUAUGCACCCUAUUUUCAAUCACAGCGUACAGAAAUGUAUCGUCAAUAUAGCGAUACUUUGAUCAAAAAUGGACACGCUUAUCGGUGUUUCUGUUCACCAGAACGAUUACAAAAGAUCAGGGAGACAAGAAAGAAGCAGGGUUGUGUAACAAGUUACGAUAAGCAUUGUUCUCAUUUGACUUCUGAGGAAAUACAAUCUUAUCUGGAUAAAAAAACACCAUAUACUAUUCGGCAUAAUGUACCCUGGCAAGGUAUGAUUGAAUUUCAAGAUCAUGUUCAUGGCAAAUUACAAUUUCAACAUACUGUUUUGGAUGAUACUAUUUUGAUAAAAAGUGAUGGGUUUCCUACCUAUCAUUUGGCUAAUGUGGUGGAUGAUCAUCAAAUGAAAAUCACUCAUGUUUUACGAGGAGAAGAAUGGAUUUCAUCAACACCAAAACAUAUCUUAUUAUAUAAAGCCUUUGGAUGGACUCCUCCUGAAUUUGCUCAUCUUCCUCUACUUUUAAAUGAUAAUCGAACCAAAUUAUCCAAGAGAUCAGGAGAUGUUCAUGUCGAACAGUAUAUCAAAAAAGGCUUCCUUCCUGAAGCUGUCAAUAACUUUGUAGCUCUAUUAGGAUGGCAUCCUCACCAAAAUACCUCGAACGACAAUCCAAAGGGUCAAUUAUCAAGUGAAAUUGAACGGCAAGAUGAAAUUUUAGAUAUGGAUCAACUUAUUCAGCAAUUUAGUCUGGAUCAUCUUCAUCGAUCAGGUGCGGUGGUAGACCCUGCAAAACUGUCUUGGAUUAAUAAACAACAUUUAUUAAAAAGAACACAAACAACCCAAGGAUUACAGAGCUUAGUGAAAUUGUUGACACCUCUUAUUCAAGAACAUUUAGCUGAAAGUAUAAACUAUGUAGAAGAAUAUCGACUUUCUCCCACUUACUUGAGUCAGGUCAUUUUAACGGUCAAGGAUCGUAUUCGUAAUGUAAACGAUAUUCCAACACUUUGCAUUUAUUACUUUUUGGAACCGGAUUAUACAACCAAAGAUGCUAUGGAUCUGAGAAAGAAGUUAAAAACAAAUGUUAUUGAUCUUCUUCUAGACAAAUCAGUGACAUUCAAUACUCUUCAAAAGGUGAACUUUGAAGAAGGACCAACAAGGAUCAAACAAUGGAUACAUGAAACAGCUGAAUCUCACAAAAUAAAUGGGAAUCAUAUGAUGAUGGCCCUUCGUUAUGUUAUGACAGGUACCAAAGUAGGCGCAGGAGUCGCCGAAACAAUGCAUACACUGGGACAAAUCACUUGUAUUGAUCGCCUUGAAAAAUUCAUUAAUGAAAAUAGCUCUUCAAAAUGACCUCAUUUAUGAUAACCUUUUUUUUUUUUUUUUAAUAAAG